AAGAGUAUUAAAAUAUAUAUGUGGAUGUUUCACGUCACGUGAGUUCUUUAUGCAGUGACUGUUGUUCAUCCCGGCCAUGAGAAGUUUUAAAUGGACGGCGUGAAGGAGUAUUUACUCGCAAAAUACUUCAGUCCUUUUGGAUAUAUUGUCGCAGUUUUUCAUCUUCUGGCUUUAAUAGCGCUUGCCGCUGCCGCUGGAGUCUUGAGAACGAGUGAGCGUCGAAGAUUUAGCUGUCCGUCCUCUCAUGAUUCUCGUGACGACUGUCUAAGGAAAUAUGAGGAACAGAUCUACUCUGGUUUGCCAUUCUAUGGAUUUGUUCUGUUGUGUUUUGCGUCUCUUUUGGCUGUGUGUAUCACCUACUCGUGGUGCUUUGUAAAAUCGCGAGUCGAUGAGAUUGAAAUCGCCUUGAAGCCAGACCAGGAAAACCCUCGCCGUCGGCCCAGACUGAAAACCCGCCGAGUGUUCUGGUCUUAUUUUCUUCACCUUGUUUUGCGAGUUUUGUUGGGGAUUUUGUUCAUUACCUUGCAGAACUUUGUGUUUUAUCCAAGUGGAUUUCCAGCAGAAUUUGUUUGUUUUUCUCCUACAGUAAAGCGGACAGCAAAUUCCACGAAUGUUAAUGCGACCGAAGAAAGUUCCUUGGCCAUCGACUGUGACAAUUCCAUUGCAUCUGACAAUGCCGUCUACGCGAGGGGAAUUUGGAUAGCGAACAUUCUGUUUACGUUGCUUAUAUCUGGAGAGAUAUGCUACCUUGCAGUGCGAGCAGUACAGAAGAAACAGUUCAUGUUCGACUCCGAAUUCUGUGAGAGACACUUUUUUAGCAAGGGCAGGAACCCUGUCGCGCUGCGCGAGUCGACAUUUCGAAUGAGGAGUCGAAUGCGCGAAGAGACUGAAAUUAUGGAACCUUUGAUUGGGCAACCAGAAAUCGAACAAGUCAGAUAUUUAGAUGACGCAUUUGUCGAUCUUGUUAUUUACACUGGAAGAGCAUGUGGCGAAUUUGCUGACUUGUUGAAAAGACAUGAAAUAUUUGAUAUAUAUUUGAAGCCCCGGUGUGGAUCAAUAGCUGUAAAGAAGGUUAACGAGCUUUUUCUUCCUAAUGAAGAUACUCGAGAUCCCCGUAAAAUUCUCGUGGUUGGUCGCCCCGGCAUCGGAAAGUCUCUUCUUUGCACGAAAUUGUCGCGUGACUGGAGCAAGAGUGAUCUUUUGCGUGGCAGUGACAAAAUCUUUGAGCAUCUGUUUAUGUUCCAAUUCAGAUGGUUUAAUACCGAGACAAUGAAAAAAAUAUCUCUCAAGCAGUUGUUGAGUCGUUUGUAUUCAGAAGGAAGCAUGGACAGUGAAGUCUUCCAAUAUAUUUUAGACAACCCUGAGCGAGUGCUACUCAUAUUUGAUGGUUUGGAUGAGUUUAAGUACCAUGAACGCAUUCUCGAGGAUGAAAGAGCACAUGCUGGAAACAGUGCAACUGAAGAAAUGCCAUUUUCUGCACUUUAUGUGAAGCUGAUGAAAGGAAAGCAACUUUCAGGGGCCACAGUUUUGACUACAUGUCGACCAAAUGUUGUGCAGAGUUUUGCACAUUUGCCAUUUGACAGACAGUUGGAGAUUAUGGGAUUUACCCCAGAGAAAGUCCAGGAAUAUAUACAGAAAUUCUGUGCACAUGACCUAGAGACAAUGAACAGAAUAUGGGAUCAUGUCAGCAGCAGUUUAGAACUGCUCUCUUUGUGUUACAUUCCUGUCAACAGUUUUAUUAUCUGUUCCCUUCUAGAAAAGUUGAUUAAACUUCAACAACAUCCAGGAAGUACUUUACCAGCAACUUCAACUGACAUCUAUGAAGGAGCUCUGAGGCUGUUCAUUUUCAAGCAUCACCCAGAAUUUAAGGCAAAGUUGUUAACUAAGGAUUAUCUUCUGGGAAAGACAGGCUUCCCUGAUCAAGUUGAGGAAACUUUGAACCAGGUUGGAUCAUUGGCAAAAACAGGAAUACAGGAGAGGCGACUGAUGUUUGACUCGGUGGAGAUGAAAGGAGUAGAAGACUGUGGUUUGUUCAAUCGCAUGCCUGAUCGUGAAGUUCUUCCCUUCAGAUUGAAGUCCCAAUUCUGUUUCAUUCAUUUGACUCUCCAGGAGUUUCUUGCUGCCAAAGAAAUUGUGAAGAUGAAUCCUACCAACCUAAGCAAUUUCAUCCUCGCAAAUGCUUCAGAUCCAAAGUGGCAUCUGGUGAUUCAGUUUAUAGCAGGCCUGCUACGUGAACAAACAAAUGAUGCUGUCAACAGUUUUGUAAGCCUCCUCUGUGACUCUUUAACAGAGGAGUAUCCAUUGAGGGGUAAAUCUAACCUAAAAGCUGUUCUUAUGUUGAAAUGUUUGCAUGAGUACAACGAUGUUACAAUUGUGGAAAAGGCAGCUUCAGAUCUACGGAAAAACAAAAUUUUCAACAAUAAGAUAGAUUUAUCCUUUUCUAGAAUAACACCGGUUGACUGUGCAGCAAUUGUGUUCUUUCUUGAGAAGCUGUACAACCUCAUGGAGUUAGACCUGUCUUCUAACAAGAUAUCAGACCGAGGUGUUUCACUCCUGUGCAAUUUACUUAGAGAUGGACAAAGAAAAAUCACAAUGAUAGACCUCAAUAGCAAUGAGAUAAAGGACCAAGGUGUUUCACACCUCAGUGAAGCUUUAAAGGAUGUAAACUGUAAACUCACUAAGUUAUGCCUUGGUGGUAACUACAUAACAUACCAAGGUGCAUCACAUUUGCAGGAUGCACUUAAAAAUGUAAAUUGUAAACUCACUGAGUUAGAUCUUGGUGGCAAUGGUAUAGGGGAUAUAGGUGUUUCUCUACUGAGUGAAGCACUCAAAGAUGCAAAUUGUAAACUUGAAAAGUUGGAUCUUAGUGAAACUGAUCUAGCAGACCAGGGUGUUUCCCACUUGUUUGAAGCAUUGAAAGAUGUAAAUUGUAAACUGACCGAAUUGGACCUUUGUGGUAACAUGAUAGCUUUCCUUGGUGCUUCAUACAUGUGUGUUGCACUUAAAAAUGUGAACUGUAAACUUAAAAAACUGAAUCUUAGAGCAAACGAACUUGGUAACCAAGGUGUAUUUCACCUGUGUGAUGCACUUAAAGAUGAAAACUGUAAAUUUACAGAGUUGGAUCUUCGUGGCAAUGAGGUAGCAGAUGAAGGUCUAGUACACCUAUGUGAUGCCCUUAAAGAUGAAAAUUGUUCAAUUACUAAUUUGGACCUAAGUUUUAACAAGAUAACAGGGGAUGGUAUUCCUUACCUGCAAAGUGCACUCAUGGAUAAAAAUUGUAAGCUUGUCCAGUUGGACCUUUCUAUGAAUGGCAAAACCCUACACCCAUUUUCAAUUGACAAAUUGAUUGAAUCACUGAAUGGAGGGGAUUUAUGGAAUUUUGAACAAAUUGCUUUGUUACCAUUAUAUCAUGCACUUAGAGAUGAAAAUUGUAAACUUGUGAAGCUUGAUCUCAGAGGAACUGGCUUAAGGGAUGAUGAUUUAUUUUACUUGUGUGAUGCACUUAAAGAUGUACAUUGUAAACUCACAGAGUUGUUCCUUGGUAAAGUGGGCCAUGGUUUUUCACAUAUUUUUGGUACAAUUAGACAUGUAAAUUGCAAACUCACUAAGUUGACAAUUAGCUUUGGUGGCUACUCCCUGGGAACAGAUGAAGAUUUUUUACAUUUGUCUGAUGCACUUAAAGAUGUAAAUUGUAACCUCACUGAGUUGAACCUUGAGGGAAGCGAGGGAACAGAUGAAGGUGUAAUACAUCUCUGUGAUGCACUUAGGGAUGAAAAUUGUAAACUCACUCUGUUGAACCUAGGCCAUACCCGAUUGACAGAUGAUGGUGCAUCACAGCUUUGCCUUUCACUCAAACACAACAAUUGCAAACUCAUUGAGCUGUCAAUAGGGGACAAUAUGUUAACAGAUCAUUUCAUACCACAACUGUGCUCUGCACUUAAAGACCCAAACUGUAAACUCAUUAACUUAGACCUUAUUUGUAACUACAUUACAGAUCAAGGUGAAGAUAUGCUAUAUUGGGCACUAAAAGGUGUGAAAAGAACAAGUCAUUUCAAGGUCGCCGUGUAGAAGGAAAAAAAGGAAACAAUUAAAAUUACCAUGGCCUAGUUGCAGCUUUGUGUUAAUGAGACCAGCAAACUAAUUCUGUGAAAAAUUAUGGUUGGAGCUAGACAAUGAGACUUCAAUUCAUUAGCUUGCAAAUUUGGUUUCUUAGCAUUAUAUUGUACUUAGUUUUAAAGUGUAAAAUACUAUAAAGGUAUUAACAUGCAAUUGUGGGUGUGCAUGGCUCAAAAUGUGUUUGUGGUGAUUUAGUAAGGUAUAACAUUUAAAGUUGUAACAAAGAUAGGCUUUCUGAUAAUUAUAAAGUGACUUGUUGAUUAUGCA
Stylophora pistillata is the source of this 4383-nucleotide messenger RNA. RefSeq lists its product as uncharacterized. NCBI's taxonomy places the organism in Eukaryota, Metazoa, Cnidaria, Anthozoa, Scleractinia, Pocilloporidae. Gene Ontology annotation, molecular function: protein binding. The record is from RefSeq and is a predicted model, not a curated record.